This is a messenger RNA of Miscanthus lutarioriparius, 1803 nucleotides long. Lineage: Eukaryota; Viridiplantae; Streptophyta; Magnoliopsida; Poales; Poaceae. The record is from the annotation of a GenBank genome assembly.
AUGGAGAACGGCGAGGGAGGGGGAGGAGGAGGGGAGUACACCAAGGACGGCUCCGUCGACCUCCGCGGCAACCCCGUCCUCCGCUCCAAGCGCGGUGGCUGGACCGCCUGCACCUUCAUCGUCGUGUACGAGCUGUUCGAGCGAAUGGCGUACUACGGCGUGGCGGCGAACCUGGUCGUGUACCUGACGGAGCGGCUGCACCAGGGCACCGUCCAGGCCGCCAAUAACGUCACCAACUGGUCGGGCACCGUCUUCCUCACGCCGCUCCUCGGGGCCUUCCUCGCCGACGCCUACCUUGGCCGCUACUGGACCUUCGUCGCCGGCUCCGCCGUCUACCUACUGGGAAUGCUGCUGCUGACGCUGGCGGUCUCCGUGCCGGCACUGAAGCCGCCGCCCUGCGACCCCGGCGCCGGCGCCAGCGCCACCUGCCCACGCGCAUCCGCGCUGCAGCUGGGCGUCUACUUCGGCGGGCUGUACACCAUCGCGCUGGGACACGGUGGCACGAAGCCCAACAUCUCCACCAUCGGCGCCGACCAGUUCGACGACUUCCACCCGGCUGAGCGGCUGCGGAAGCUGUCCUUCUUCAACUGGUGGAUGUUCACCGUGUUCACGGGCAUCCUCUUCUCCACCACCGUGCUCGUCUACCUCCAGGACAGCGUGAGCUGGUCGUGGGGGUACGGCGUGCCCACGCUGGCGCUCGCGGCCUCGGUCGCCGUCUUCCUCGCCGGCACGCCGCUGUACCGGCACAAGCUACCGCAGGGCAGCCCGAUCACGAAAAUGGGCAAGGUGGUCUGCGCGGCCGUGUGGAAGUGCCGCGUUGCGGUUCCUGGGGACCUGACCGAGCUGCACGAACUGGAGCCCGAGCACUACACCAGCAAGAAGAGGUUUCGCGUGAACCCAACGAGCUCCAUGGGGUUCCUGAACAAAGCGGCGGUCAAGGUGGAGGAGGAGGACGCCUCCCCCUCCGGGUGGACGCCGCUGUGCACGGUGACUGAGGUGGAGGAGACGAAGCAGAUCGCGAAGCUGGUGCCGCUGCUGGCCACCAUGUUCGUGCCGUGCGCGCUGAUGGCGCAGGUGGGCACGCUCUUCGUGAAGCAGGGCGUGACGCUGGACCGCCACGUCGGGCGCGGCACGGGCACGUUCCGGGUUCCCCCCGCCAGCCUCGGCGCCGUCGUCACGCUGACGAUGCUCGUCUGCGUGGCGGUCUACGACCGCGCCCUCGUCCCCGCCGUCCGGAGGCGCACCAAGAACCCGCGCGGGAUCACGCUGCUGCAGCGCAUCGGCGCCGGGCUGGCCCUCCAGGUGGUGACGAUGGCGACCACGGCGGCGGUGGAGAGCCGGAGGCUGAGCUUCGCGAGGAGCCACGGCGCCACGGCCGGCGGCGAGCCGCUGCCGCUCACCAUCCUCGUCCUGCUCCCGCAGUUCGUGCUGAUGGGCGCCGCCGACGCGUUCCUGGUGGUGGGGCAGAUCGAGUUCUUCUACGACCAGGCCCCCGAGAGCAUGAAGAGCCUCGGCACGGCCAUGUCCCUGACGGCGUACGGCGUCGGCAGCAUGCUGAGCAGCGCCGUCCUGUCGGCCGUGGCGCGGGUGACGGCCGCCGGGAGGGGCACGCCAUGGGUGACCGACGACCUCAACGCGUCGCGCCUCGACCUCUACUACGCGUUCCUGGCCGCGCUGGCCGCCGCGAACCUGGCCGCGUUCGUGGCGCUGAGCUGCAGGUACUCGUACAGGGCGGAGUCCACGGAGGCCAUCGGCGUCACGGCCAGAGUGCACUCGGAGCCGGUGCCGGCGGUGGCGCCAUGA